Molecule: messenger RNA, 1560 nt
Organism: Lycium ferocissimum
Lineage: Eukaryota; Viridiplantae; Streptophyta; Magnoliopsida; Solanales; Solanaceae
Exons: 2
Coding region: 126-1160 (344 amino acids)
Source: RefSeq, a predicted model, not a curated record
AUUGUUUAUCUUCAUAUUUUAUUACUAUUUUUAAUUUUUAAUUGUAUGGGUGUGUGUGCUGUAGGAAUAUAUUAAAUUUUAACUAUGACAAAAAAAAAAAUUCUAACUGAGUACUUCGAAAUCAGAUGUCUGACAGAAAAAGAAAGACGAACGACACCCAAAUGGAGAAAAAUCUUAGAUGUCGUAUUGCCUAUAAAGAAAUGCCGCCUGACCAAAAAGCAGCACUUCUAGAACGGCGUCGGGUAGAAUAUGCUGCAAGAAGGCAUACUCUCUCAGAAAAUUCUACUCCUAACUAUUCUACUCAGAAAAGCAUGAUUUCAGGACAACCUACUCUAGGACAACCUGCUCUGUUCAUUCGAGAGACACCUUCUUCUUCUCGGAGUGACUUAUCCAACUUCUACAUCGCACUUAAAUGUGAUUCUGCUUUGGACCAACGAACAUACAACUUACCCAGUGUUUCAGAAGUUGCAGCUAUAUGGACUGAUGAAGAAUUGGACAGUCCUGCUUCUACACCGCAUAUUCGUGUUUACACCCAUAGCAACACUAACCAACUGGUUCACUAUUACUAUGGUUGUUACGACGCAUUACAGUAUCCUUUGUUGUUUCCCUAUGGUGAAAACGGUUGGCAUUGUGGUAUCCAAAGAGUUAUACAAAAAACAAACUCCCCUAGAAAUCGUUCUUCUUGCAAACAUGAGAACAUUCCAAGUGUAUCCAACAUGUCUUCAAUUGAUGGAUUUCUUAAUAUUGAAGAAGAAAUUUUGCAGAAAGAAAGACAAAAAAAGAACACUGUAUCUUGUCGUGAAUAUUACUGUUACAAACUUCAAAUUAGAGAUGAUGAAGAAAAUGAUACUUUACAUUCUGGGAGAGUAUUCCAACAAUUUUCUGUAGAUCAAUACAUAAAAGUGGAAACACAAAGAUUAGACUUCUUGUUGUUCAAUCAAGAUUUAUUCCGAAUUGAAGUAUUAGCAGGACUUAUUGAUCUUCUAAGACUAGGAGAAAGAGAGGCUUCAAAUAUUGGCAGAAAAACAUUCCUUCCUGCUAGCUUUACUGGGGGUCCUAGAGAUAUGCGACGUCGAUACAUGGAUGCCAUUGCAUUAGUACAACACUUUGGAAAACCCGAUAUCUUUCUGACCAUGACAUGUAAUCCUUCAUGGCCAUAAAUAGAAGAUUUCUUACUACCAACUGAUGAAAUACAAAAUAGACCCGAUUUAAUAAGCCGAGUAUUUAAAGCAAAACUAGAAGAACUAAAAUCUGAUAUAGUUAAAAAAAGUAUAUUUGGAAAAGUUGCUGCUUUUAUGUACUCUAUAGAAUUUCAAAAAAGAGGUCUUCCUCAUGCGCAUUUCCUUAUUAUACUUGAAGAUGAGUAUAAAUUAUUGACACCUGAGGCUUAUGAUAGAAUUGUUUGUGCCGAACUACCAGAUCCUGAUACAAAUCAAUAUUUACAUUCUUUGGUUAUUAAGCAUAUGAUGCAUGGACCUUGUGGAACUUUAAAUCCUACAAAUUCGUGCAUGAAGAAAAAGGGAUAUUGUAAAUUUAAAUACCCCAAAAGUUAUGCCAAUG